Molecule: messenger RNA, 2592 nt
Organism: Saccoglossus kowalevskii
Lineage: Eukaryota; Metazoa; Hemichordata; Enteropneusta; Harrimaniidae
Product: H(+)/Cl(-) exchange transporter 6
Biological process (GO): chloride transport; transmembrane transport
Cellular component (GO): lysosomal membrane; intracellular membrane-bounded organelle
Molecular function (GO): voltage-gated chloride channel activity
Source: RefSeq, a predicted model, not a curated record
AUGGCGUCCAGGGAAGGGCGGGGAUGCUUUCUGUGCUCGUGUUGCAAACCACGGGAUGACAACACGGAGGAAAUGACUGUGCUUGGUGCCAACCGAGAAGAACAAGGUAGCCUUCCACAGAAAGAUUAUGAGAGUUUAAACUAUGACCUUUGUCACAACGAUGUCUAUGCUCAGAUGAUUGAGACAAGAAAUAAAAAAACUGCCAAAACUUUAGAUUUUAUGAAGUGGAUUACGACCUUUCUGAUUGGUGUAUUUACUGGCAUGGUUGCCUUCUUUAUCGACUAUUUUGUUAAAUUAUUGAACAAAUGGAAGUUUAGUUCUGUAGAAACUUCUGUUCUAGCCUGUGGACAACAUGGUUGCUUAGUAUUAUCAUUAUUACUGUUGAUUGCUUUUAAUGGUGGAUUUGUUUUAAUUUCCAGCUGUCUUGUAGCUUUAGAACCCGUAGCAGCUGGUUCUGGUAUUCCAGAAAUUAAAUGUUAUUUAAAUGGUAUAAAGAUACCGCAUAUAGUGAGGCUGAAAACUCUGCUGUCUAAGGCAGUGGGUGUGCUAUUUAGUGUUGCUGGAGGUUUAUUUGUUGGUAAAGAAGGUCCCAUGAUUCAUAGCGGUGCCAUAAUUGGGGCUGGUAUCCCACAAUUCAAGAGUAUCACGUUCAAAAGAUGUAAAUGUAACUUUCCUUAUUUUCGAACUGAUAGGGAUAAAAGAGAUUUUGUGUCUGGGGGAGCUGCUGCUGGCGUUGCAGCUGCAUUUGGUGCCCCAAUCGGUGGUGUUUUAUUUAGCCUUGAAGAAGGAGCAUCUUUUUGGAAUCAGAGUUUAACAUGGCGAACUUUUUUCUGUUCCAUGUCAGCUACCCUGACGCUGAAUUUCUUCUUAUCGGGGGUAGACUACCAGAGAUGGGGAGCUUUGAGUCAGCCAGGCUUGAUAGACUUUGGUGUUUUUAAAUGUGAAGGGGAAAACCAAUGUAAUUUAUGGACAUUUGUAGAUUUGUUGAUAUUUAUUUUAAUGGGAGUGGUCGGUGGUUUGCUCGGUGCAUUAUUUAAUUCUUUAAAUACGGCGUUAUCGAAGCACCGAUUGAAAUAUGUGAACACAAGAAGUAGAUGCGUCAGAGUUGUAGAGGCUGUGUUUGUUGCCAUGGUAACUACCACAUUAGCAUUUGUUGCAGCGAUGACACUGGGCGAGUGUAAAGAAAUUCCAGAUGCAAAUUCAACUUUUGUUGACAAUAACACUUACACUAUAAGUGAAAUAGAAGAGUCCGUCAGAACGUUCUUUUGCGAUGAUGGCUAUUACAACGACAUGGCUACUUUGUUUUUUAAUCCACAAGAAACUGCUAUUAAACAGUUAUUCCAUCAAGACGGUGCCUUCAGUCUGCCUUCUUUGGGUAUAUUCUUUAUACUGUUUUAUUUCCUGGCGUGUUGGACGUAUGGUAUUAUGGUUCCGAGUGGUUUGUUUGUGCCGUCUUUACUCUGUGGCGCAGCCUAUGGUAGAUUUGUUGGGACUGUUCUCAAAAGGUACCUUGGUUACCACCAUAUAUAUUCUGGUACGUUUGCGUUGAUUGGUGCAGCUGCAUUCCUUGGUGGUGUGGUACGAAUGACAAUCAGUUUAACGGUGAUAUUGAUAGAGAGUACCAAUGAAAUCAGCUACGGAUUCCCUAUCAUGGUCACACUUAUGGUUGCUAAGUGGGUGGGUGAUCUAUUCAACCAUGGUAUAUACGAUAUACAUAUCCAACUAAAAAAGAUUCCAUUACUUGGUUGGGAGGCACCCCCAGGAAUGGAAAGUUUACGAGCACACGAAGUGAUGGACACCAACAUAGUGUAUAUAUAUCCACACACCAGAGUACAGUCCAUUGUUAGUAUAUUGAGAACUACCAGACAUAAUGCCUAUCCUGUUGUGACUGAAUGUGUUGGGAAAUCUGCAGAAAGAACAAUCAGAUCUAAUACAUUGGCAAGCCACAAUAUAGAAUACAGGAGAGGCAGUACACUCACUAGAGCUGCUGAAGUCAAAAGAAGAACAUUUUCACAAAGUUCACUGGAGUUAAGAAGAAGUAACAGUGUAAACUCACAAACGGGAAUCAGACGAAGUAACAGUGAUUUAACUCCUGAAGAGAGCAUUAACAAUUUACUCUUGGACAGUCGCCCAGAACCAUACAAGGCAUACUAUCCUGAUGACAAUCGUCCAUUAGAAGAAGAAUAUAAAGCCGUAACAUUUCAUGGUUUGAUAUUACGAUCACAGCUAGUUACAUUGUUAAACAAUAGGAUAUAUUAUCCAGAAAGUACAAUGAGUUCUUGCCAGCCACACCUCACUUAUGAUGACUUGACCGAAGAUUAUCCUCGAUAUCCGGAUAUUUAUGAUUUAGAUUUAACACAAAUAAAUCCAAGGAUGAUUAUGGAUGUUACACCGUACAUGAAUCCAUGUCCUUACACGGUGUCGGCUCAUACACCAGUACCUCAUGUUUAUAAUUUAUUUCGUACCAUGGGACUCAGGCAUAUAAUUGUUAUAAGCAGUAUUGGGGAGAUUCUUGGAAUGAUUACUAGACAUGAUCUGACAGAUGAUAAUCUAAAAGAAAAACUGAGACUUCAUCGUCAUGACAACAGGUAG